This is a messenger RNA of Nicrophorus vespilloides, 1404 nucleotides long. Its product is annotated as nudC domain-containing protein 3. The transcript has 2 exons. Gene Ontology annotation, biological process: protein folding. Gene Ontology annotation, cellular component: cytoplasm. The coding region runs from base 325 to 1167 and encodes 280 amino acids. NCBI's taxonomy places the organism in Eukaryota, Metazoa, Arthropoda, Insecta, Coleoptera, Silphidae. The record is from RefSeq and is a predicted model, not a curated record.
GAACGAAGACGAAGAAAAGCAAGUGCAGUUGCAGUCUCAACAUUUGUAAUUGCAUUUGGAAGUGGAAAUUUUGAAAGUAUUUGAAAUCUGUAAAUAAAAUUUGAAUUUGCAAGUGUAUGCAACCAAUGCAACUCGUGCAGGGAUUUUUCGUGCGUUCGCUCGUUGUCGGUUGGUAAACUUUCAAACUGUCCGGUUGCUAGGCGCUCAGUUUUCGUAGAGGGCGCAUCUAUCGUGUGUUAGAUUGACAGAAAAACAAAAGUUUUGUUUUGAAAAAACGAAGAGUGUUUUUGGCGGAGGAUUUGGGUAAGAUUGCGAGGUGCGAAAAUGUCGGUUACAGUCGCCGCUGAUAAACGGUUCGAUGAUAAUCUGUUCGAAAUCCUGAAGGAGCGUCGAACUCUCACCAACUUCCUGGACACGGUGUUCGGCUUCCUGAAGCGCCGGACGGAUUUUUAUCAGGUGGCCGAGACGAAUGCGUCACCUGUGGGAUUGCCGAAGGGAUUGGCCGAGACUAUCUUGAGGAAUUGUUACUACAAGUGGGAGAAGUACGAGGAGCCGUUGGUGGUUGCAGAUGAGGCCUCGACAACGAAGCAGUCGACCAAGAAGAAAACAGCUAAAGGUGACAACAAAGGUGGUGAAUUCAGUACGGCGGACAGUUACAAUGGAGCUGUCCAAGAGAAUUACUCGUGGGCGCAGACCAUCUCCGAUCUGGACGUCACGAUCAAGAUACCCGAGGGGGUGAAGGCUAAACAGCUGGAUGUAAAGAUCGAGGCGCAGAGUAUUUCGGUGCGAAUGUUGCAGGAUGGUGGCGAGACGAUCCUCGCCGGUGAUUUUCCCAGAAAGGUGAAGCCGACGGACGCGAUUUGGUCGGUGGUCGGUGGAAAGCUCGAGAUUCAUCUGGAUAAGGUGGCGGACGUGUGGUGGGAUAAGCUGCUCGAAGCCGAGAGUAAGCUCGAUCUCACCAAGAUCGACUGCUCGAGACCGUUCGAAGAGUUGAGCGACGAGGCUCAGGCGAAGAUCGAAGAGCUGACGUGGAAUCAAGAGCGGCGACGGCAGGGUUUGCCCACUUCGGAGGACGUCGUCUUCGAGGAUAACCUGAAGAAGGCUUGGAACGCGGAGGGUUCACCGUUCAGCGGCCCCUUCGAUCCCAAGUCCGUCGUCAGGCAUUAAUCGGAGAGCGGAGAUCCGUAUGUAAAUAAUAUUGCAUUUCUUUUUCCCGCCGCCUCGAUCCGUUCUUAAAUUGUACUUAGGCAACCCGAUCGGCGUCUUUUCGUUCGCACAGUUGCCGAUCGCAUUUUACCUUUUUAUCGCGUUAUCUCGAUCCCUUCUUCGCAGGGUAGUCAACUUUUAUAUAUAUAUAUUUUUUUUAAUAUUACCUUUGUAAAUAUAUCGUUUAUUUAUUUAAUC